CAGAUUUCAUAACCGCACUGUAAAAUGGCACAACCUGAAGCUGUCUAUGCUACUGACGAGUACGGAAGGCCUUUUAUCAUCCUGCGGGAACAGGGAAAGAAGACAAGGAGUCAUGGUGUCGAGGCAAUCAAGUCCCAUAUCCUUGCUGCACGCACAGUUGCGAACAUCAUUCGUACAUCGUUAGGUCCAAGAGGGCUGGACAAAAUCCUUAUCUCGCCAGAUGGUGACAUCACUGUCACUAACGAUGGUGCUACGAUCUUGGGACAGAUGCAGGUGGAACAUCAGAUCGCAAGACUCCUCGUGCAGCUUUCCAAGAGUCAGGAUGAUGAAAUCGGAGAUGGGACGACGGGCGUUGUUGUCCUCGCUGGUGCAUUGCUGGAACAAAGCGAGGCUCUCCUUGACCGAGGAAUCCAUCCGAUCCGUAUUGCAGAUGGUUUUGACAAAGCAUGUACAGUGGCCGUGGAACAGCUCGACCGCAUUUCAGAUCGCGUCGAGUUCUCCAAGGAUAGUAACGCUAAUCUCCUCAAGACUGCCAUGACCAGUCUAGGAAGCAAAAUUGUCUCAAAAGAACACCAACAAUUUGCUCAGAUAGCAGUUGAUGCAGUACUUACUGUGGCCGACCUUCAACGCCGCGACGUUCCUUUCGACCUCAUCAAAGUUGAAGGCAAAGUUGGCGGGUCCCUUGCAGAUACUACACUUAUCAGAGGCGUAUUGAUCGAUAAAGACAUGUCACACCCUCAAAUGCCAAGUUCCGUUUCCGACGCCCGACUUGCGAUCCUCACCUGCCCCUUUGAGCCGCCCCGCCCAAAGACAAAGCAUAAGCUGGACAUCACCAGUGUGGAUGAAUUCAAAAAGCUGCGAGAGUACGAAAAAGAAAAGUUCGCGGAUAUGAUCAAGAAAGUAAAGGAUACUGGCGCCAACUUGGUUAUCUGUCAGUGGGGCUUUGACGAUGAGGCUAAUCACUUGCUGAUGCAAAAUGAAUUGCCCGCUGUCCGCUGGGUUGGUGGCCCAGAGAUCGAGCUCAUAGCAAUAGCCACGCAGGGUCGUAUCGUGCCGCGAUUUGAGGAUCUUACUGCAGAAAAGCUUGGUAAAGCAGGCAUAGUGCGGGAGGUCUCCUUUGGCACCACGCGUGACAAGAUGCUUGUCAUUGAGGAGUGCGCCAACUCUCGUGCCGUGACGAUUUUCGUUCGUGGAAGCAAUAAAAUGAUCGUUGAUGAGGCAAAGCGUGCAUUACACGAUGCCAUCUGCGCAGUGCGAAACCUCGUGGUAGAUAACCGGGUUGUUUACGGCGGAGGCGCUGCCGACAUUAGCUGCUCAGUUGCUGUGUCGAAGGCUGCAGACGAGAUUCCAUCGAUCGAACAAUACGCUAUGCGUGCCUUUGCAUCCGCUUUGGAUGCUAUCCCGUUGGCGCUUGCGGAGAACAGCGGAUUGUCACCUAUAGAGACGCUCACCGAGGUGAAGAGCAGACAGGUCAAUGAGAAAAACACACGCCUAGGCAUAGACUGUUCGGGUCGGGGCGAGAAUGAUAUGAAGACCCAGUUUGUAUAUGACCCUCUAAUCUCCAAAAGACAGCAAUAUCUACUUGCUACACAGCUUGUACGUGCCGUUUUGAAAAUUGACGAUGUCAUAGUGUCAGGUCAAGACGAAGAAUAGAUGGAGUCAUCUAGAAGAUUAAAACCCAAUUGAUACUGUUAUACUGCAUGUAAUCGUUACAUAUUCCGUUUAUCAUCGAAUUCAUUUACAGAAAUUGAGCGCUUUAUCGUGAAACGAUACGAUCAUUGCAAGUCAUUGCCACAAGUAGCCCCGAAUAUGCACAGCAUAUUUUGAAAUGGCAAGAUGAUCCGGUAGUUAAGACUUAUUCUAGAUACUAUUCCGUGCUGUUAGCGCCUUCAUGUGAAGCUUCUUCCGUAUCGAUGAUGCUAUCUAUGGUCGCCGCGAAUGAGAUCUCGUCAUCGUAUUUGUCAACUUGAAGGGUUUGAGCAGCCCUCCUUGCCUCUGAAUAAAAUGUGAAGGAUGACUUCCCUACAUCGACUGACCUCCCGAAAUCAAUCAUUCGGAAGCUGGACACAUCGCUAGACGCUCGGACGGUAGGUGACUCGGUCAGUGGACCAGGUUGUACCACGAAAUUACGGAGAGCAAAAGAUUCAUGAAGCCACCCUUCACGGUGGAAUUUGUAGAGCAAAGAAGCACACUCUCUCCUCUGGUCUUUUGUGAGAUUUUCUGGCGUUAUCGGGGAACCACAGUCCUCGAGCAGCAUGAUUGGGCUCAAGUAAAGCUCUUGGGCUUCGGAAGACUUGGAUCGGGAAUGCUUUGACGAGGAAUCCUUCUCUUCCUUUUUCGAUAGCGGGUCUGUGGCAUCUUCAUCGAUACCUCCAUCGGGUGUGUCGGGAACAUAAUAGCCGUAGAACUGAGGGACGACGGCGCCCACCGGAACCGGAUCUCGCAGAGGUUUGAUUAGAUUGUACCCAUUCCAAUGCUCAAAGAAAUGUGCUGGGAAUUUUUGGUAAUUGCUGCAUUCUAUAUCGAGAUGAUUGUCAUCCUGAACUGAAAGUUUGGCUGCAACCCGCACUUUGGCAGUACGAGGAACGCCUUUCCCCCGCGGUAGAUUAUGCUCACAGAGUCCUGGUGCAUAAGAAGGAUGUUGCCAUCUAAUCUUUGGAUGAGAGGUGAUAGUCGCUGGCCCUUUGUAAUCUUUUAAGGGGGGAAUAAUGCCGGCACUAGAAACAGACCCUGCUUCAUCGAGAGCAUAGCUCGACAAAUCCACUUCCGCGUCCUUAUGCGAAGAAAUUCCUUUUGAUGUUUCUUGAUUGGGGUUCAAGGAACUUGCAAUACAGCUAUCCCUAAGUUCUUCCAUGCCAUCCAAGACACACGUGUUACAUUUUUUAUCUGCUACC
Molecule: messenger RNA, 2894 nt
Organism: Serpula lacrymans var. lacrymans S7.9
Lineage: Eukaryota; Fungi; Basidiomycota; Agaricomycetes; Boletales; Serpulaceae
Exons: 13
Coding region: 25-1653 (542 amino acids)
Biological process (GO): protein folding
Cellular component (GO): chaperonin-containing T-complex
Molecular function (GO): ATP hydrolysis activity; ATP binding; ATP-dependent protein folding chaperone
Source: RefSeq, a predicted model, not a curated record